Molecule: messenger RNA, 627 nt
Organism: Centruroides sculpturatus (bark scorpion)
Lineage: Eukaryota; Metazoa; Arthropoda; Arachnida; Scorpiones; Buthidae
Product: ctenidin-3-like
Exons: 3
Coding region: 1-627 (208 amino acids)
Source: RefSeq, a predicted model, not a curated record
AUGGUGUUUAUGAAAUUUACGCACGGAACGAUUGGAGGAGGUCUUGGAACUUUCGGUGGUUAUGGAAGUUUUGGUCAAUAUGGUUAUGGAAUUAAACCCACUUUUGCUUCAUACGGAGGAUUUAAACCGUAUUUUGGAGGAUUUGGAGGAGGAUUCAAACCUUUCGGUGGAUUCGGAAGCGGGUUUGGUGGAUUUGGAGGCUUUAAACCAUUUUACGGUGGAUUCGGAGGAGGUUUUGGAGGAUUUAAACCUUUUCUCGGAGGCUAUGGAGGUGGAUUCGGUUUCAAACCGUCUAAAAAUAAUAACGUAAUUAAGCUCGCUCUCCUUGCUCUCUGCGCCGCUUUAGCCCUGGCUUAUGCCGGUGGUUACUAUGGUGGCUAUCCCUAUGGUGGAUAUGGUCACGGAUAUGGUUACAGACCGUACUAUGGAGGAUACUACGGGGGUUACGGCCACAGGCCCUAUUAUGGAGGUUACGGCCACGGAUACGGAGGAUACGGCCACGGAUACGGAGGAUACGGACCACACUAUGGUGGAUAUUACGGAGGAUACAAACCACACUAUGGUGGAUAUUACGGAGGAUACAGACCCUUGUAUGGAGGUUAUGCAUACAAACCAUACCACGGUUAA